GCACCUAAUAAUUUUUCCAACAAUACCCCCUCCAUUAUUUCCAUCACAUCGACUGUUCAGCACUCUUCGUCUCCCUCUCUCCUCUCUCUCUAAUAUGCAGAUCAAAAAACCCUUCAAUAUUUCGUUUCGUUACAUGGACGCUGAAACUCUCCUCUCUUCUUUUUUCUACGUCUAAGCACUUCCUCCCUCUCCUCAACAAUGUCAAAACUUGUAUCUUCCACCUUCCCCCAACUCCUACUCCUUCACCCUCUUCUCCUCUCCCUCUACUUAAUCACUCCCAUCUCCACUACUGCUCCCCUAAACUUCUUUGAAAAGGAAGCUCUUUUAUCCAUCAUGGAUUCCAUAUCCUCCGAUAGAGACUGGAGAUCCUACAGCAGCGAAGAUCCCUGCAAUCCAAGCUCCUCAUGGCCUGGUUUAGAGUGCAAACCCGGUUCAGAUAACCGUUUUCAUGUAACUAAACUAGUCUUUGGAACCCAUCCUAACCCAACUUGCAGAAGCUCUGCUACUUUUCCCUUUCAAAUCUUUAAUCUUCCAUAUCUUCAAUCCAUCCACUUCCUUAACUGCUUCAAAAUCAAGAAGACAACACUCUUCUUACCCCACUCAAACUUCUCUUCUCUUCAGCAGCUUAGCCUCAAAGCAAAUCCAGCUCUCAUUGGGCCUAUCCCAACUCAAAUCUCCUCUCUUGAAUCAAUCCAAGUACUUACUCUCUCACAAAACAAUCUCCGAGGCGAGAUUCCAGAGGCCAUCUCUACCCUGACCUCUUUGAUUCAUCUUGACCUUAGCUAUAACAGAUUAACAGGCAAAAUUCCAGCCCAGGUGGGGAAACUGAGCAGCCUUGUAGACCUUGACCUUAGCUAUAAUUCUCUUAAUGGUCCAAUUCCAACAUCAAUUGGAGAAAUGGGCAUGCUCCAGAAACUAGACUUGAGUUCCAAUUCACUACUAGGAAGCAUUCCACAGAGUGUAGAGAACCUGAAGUUAUUAACUUUCCUUGCUUUAAGUGAAAAUAGGUUGAGUGGUUAUCCUAAGCCUCCCAAUGGCCUCGCCAAUCUUCAGAACCUUCAAUACUUGUUCAUGGAUAGCAAUCCGAUGUUCGUUCCAUUGCCGCCGGAGCUUGGAAGGCUGCAGAGGCUGCAGGAACUCAAGCUAGCAAACUCCGGCUACUCUGGGCAGAUUCCUGCAAGCUUCACCUGGCUGAAGAACUUAACUGCUUUAUCCUUGGAGGACAAUCGACUCAGCGGUGAAAUACCUCCUGGGUUGGGUGGACUUAAUAGGAUAUAUCACUUGAAUCUUAGCAGAAAUAUGCUUGCUGGAGUUGUUCCUUUUAGUGUUGAAUUUCUUAGGCGGCUUGGGAGGAACUUGGAUUUGAGUGGGAAUUCUGGGCUCUGUUUCAAUGGUAGCUCUAAUGAUUUUAAAGGAAUUUUUAAUGGAGUUGGUGUCUGUGGAAGUAGACUUUCUUCCACUACUCCCAAUAUUCUGCAUCCAUUGAAGAGUUCCUCUGUGUCUUCUUCUUCUUCUUUUGUGUAUUGGGUGUUUGGCUUUAUGAGUUUCAGUGCCAUAUACCUUUGCCUUGGCCUUUGCCUUACUUAGGCAGUGCACUGCCCUCCCUCUGGUUUUUAUUGAUUUACUUCUUUCUUGGUUCAGUCUCUUGCUUGUUGUGUAUUUUGCCAUAACUUAUUAAUAAUUAUGAGUUUGAUCACUUUCAUGGAAAAUUGAAGGAAGUUUGUAAUUAUAUGUUUGGGUGCAAUGCUUUCUUUCUUUUUAUGCUUGGUUUAAGUCCUUAGAGAUGACACUGAAUGUUGCACUUUGAUUCACACUGUAAAGGUUUUAGCAUAUUAAUCCUUAGAACAUGAAGUGCUCUGCAGGUGCCAACAUAUAUUGAAAAAAAGAGAUUAUUAGUGAGAUUAUUAGUAAAUUAUAUUAUAAAGGAACAACACGCCAAUCGAUUUAGAAAAAAAUACAGGAGUAAAUUGAGGAGUAAAACAAAAAAUGAGCUCAGGGGUCCAAACGGAGAAAUAUCAGAAAGGGCUCCAACAAAGAGGAAAGUUAAUAUCCGGGAAGCUCUAAAUAGUAUCCCCAGUAGAGGCAAAUGGCAAAAGCCUCAAAGACUAAGCACCACAUG
Molecule: messenger RNA, 2119 nt
Organism: Phalaenopsis equestris
Lineage: Eukaryota; Viridiplantae; Streptophyta; Magnoliopsida; Asparagales; Orchidaceae
Product: probable leucine-rich repeat receptor-like protein kinase At1g35710
Exons: 1
Coding region: 199-1587 (462 amino acids)
Molecular function (GO): protein binding
Source: RefSeq, a predicted model, not a curated record